AAUGAGUUAAUUUUAAAGAAUGAAUCGAAAACUAGAUGAAGGUUGGAAAUUGACUACUAUGGUUUGUGAAUGUAAAGGAACAUUACUCAUAUUUCUUGAAAACAGAAAUUUAUAUUGUCCUAAGUGUGAUAUCAUAACUCAAGAUUAAGUGAUUCUAGAUUAAGAUCAUUAAGAUAUUCAAAAUAAAACUAAUUAAAGUGGAUCUGAAUCAAAACCAGAGAUUAUUCAAAAAAAGAAUAGUAGAGAUUAUGAUUCAGAUGAUUUCUAUUUUGAUGAUUAGGUAGAAGAUAUUAAUUCAAGAUUAUUUAUAAACAAGGCAGCAGCUGAUGAAGCAUCAAAAAAAAUAGGUUAAUUACUUUUAUAGGGAUGGACUAUGUUGAAUGAGUCUUGUAUAGAAUGUUUAUAACCAAUAAUGAAAAGUAAAUAAGGUGUUAAAUUGUGUGUCUAAUGUAAUAGAGAAGAAAAAUAAGAUUAAUCAAAAACAAUAGAACCAAAAUCUUAAGUUUAAUAACAAAAAGAGAUAUCUACAUAACCACCAGUUUAAUAAGUCUAAUUGCAAAAUUUUCAAAUUUAAUAAGAAAAAUAAAUAAAUGAUCUUCAAAAUCAACCAUAAUUAGAAUUGAAAAUUUAAAAUUUUAAGGAAUAAUAGGAAAGAUAUAAAGAGGAAGCUUAAUUAUUAGUUUCAUAAUAGUUGAAAUUAUAUUAUGAAAAAUUGUAAUUAUCAAUUAAUGAUAUCAACUUUUAUAAUUUAACCUUUAUUUCUGAUGAAAUUAAUAGGAUUGAGGAAUAGCUUGGAUAAACUUUAAAUAAAAAUGUAGAUUUAAUGAAUGUAAGAAUCAAAACAUUAAAGAUUUUAACAGAUAAUCAUGAAAAAUUAAUGUAAUAAAAUUCAUUUGAAAGAGCUUCAAAAUUUAUGGGCAUAAUUUUAAUAAUAUAUAAGAUUGUUUAAAAUCAAUGA
This is a messenger RNA of Paramecium pentaurelia, 958 nucleotides long. The record is from the annotation of a GenBank genome assembly. Lineage: Eukaryota; Ciliophora; Oligohymenophorea; Peniculida; Parameciidae.